Molecule: messenger RNA, 4335 nt
Organism: Oncorhynchus mykiss (rainbow trout)
Lineage: Eukaryota; Metazoa; Chordata; Actinopteri; Salmoniformes; Salmonidae
Source: RefSeq, a predicted model, not a curated record
CCCCAAACUGUUGCCACAAAGUUGGAAGCACAGAAUCCUCUAGAAUGUCAUUGUAUGCUGUAGCGUUAAGAUUGCCCUUCACUAGAAGUAAGGGGCCUAGCCCGAACCAUGAAAAACAGCCCCAGACCAUUAUUCCUUCUCCACCAAACAUGGAAUACGCCAAACCCAAAUUCGUCCAAUGGCUGAGAGCUUUGCACCACUCCAGCCGACGCUUGGCAUUGCGCAUGGUGAUCUUAGGCUUGUGUGCGGCUGCUCGGCCAUGGAAAUCCAUUUCAUGAAGCUCCCGACGAACAGUUCUUGUGCUGACAUUGCUUCAAGAGGCAGUUUGGAACUCUGUAUUAGGCUUGUGUGGCCUACCACUUCGCGGGCGAGCCGUUGUUGCUCCUAGACGUUUCUACUUCACAGUAACAGCACUUACAGUUGACCGGGGAAGUUGACUUGUUAGAAUGGUGGCAUCUUAUGACUGUGCCACACUUGAACGUCACUGAGCUCUUGAAGUAAGGCCAUUCUACUGCCAAUGUUUGUCUAUGGAGAUUGCAUGGCUGUGUGCUCGAUUUUUAUACACCCGUCAGCAACAGGUGUGACCGAAAUAGCCAAAUCCACUCAUUUGAAAGGGUGUCCAUACUCUUGUAUAUACCGUGUUACGUCACUUCAUUCCAAUAGAACAGUCCCAUGUUCCAAUGUUUACACUAGCAUACAGUAGCACUUAGCAUGCCUGCCCAAUACAUUGCUUUAUACUAAGUAGUGGGUUAGUGUGGAUAUCCGAACCGUACAUAUCCAAGUCAAACAAAGCGGCUUUCUACAUUUUGCUUGAGCAGAGUCCCAAAUGGCAUCCCCAUAUACCCUUUGGAGUGCCCUAGUGGCUCUGAACCCUCUGCUGUAUGGGCUAGAUGUGCCCUGCACUGAGACAGGAAAUUAAGACUUUUACGUCACAAACAGCACCCUAUCCCCUUAUGUCGUGCCCUACUUUUGACUAGGGCUCUGGUCAAAAGGAGUGCUCCAUGUAGGGAAUAGGGUGGAAUUUUAUACUUUGCAAUUUACCACAUCUUCAGCACUCUUUACCAGCAGCAAACACACAGAUGCCGUUCUGGAACCCACGGCCCUACUGGUUCACUUCAGAUCCAGUCAGCUACAUUUUAUUCUGAUUCCAGGCUAGCCAGAAAACAUAUUUAUCUUUUAAAACACUCCUAUGAGCAUUUCAAUCCUGUGAAGCCCAGGGCUAAUUUAUUAACUGACCAGUGUACACCCCCUCCCUCUGUGGCAGGAUGGUAUGACCCGUUGGCAGAUAGUGCAGUCUACUACUGAUUUUAUUUUUAUUUUUUAGUUUUUUGAUGGAUCGGAAAGAGAUGUAAUUCAUUGAAAUUAUCUUUUUAUUUUGUAAAAAGUGUUUAAAGAAUUAAAAUGAUAUUGCACUGACAUUGAAAAUGUACAUAGUGUUUUGUAAAAUAAGCCAUUAAAACAGAUGUAUUUGAAUAUGAACUGUAAAAAAAAUACUGUUGUUGUAUAUGGUGUGAUGAAACUAUUGAUCUGUAACUAAUAUCCAAGCAACACAUUCAAUACAACAGAUGCAAUUAAGGCAUUCAGUUGAUGGGUUGGUUUUCUUGUGUGUGCUUGUGCUUGUGUGUAUGUGUGUGUAUGUGUGUGUGUGUGCGGAAACCCCAACCCUCCACUUUUAGUCCGUGUCACUUUCUGCCGAACAGACUAGCUAGCAGCUGUGGUGGUCGGAACAGAACAGUUACUUCCCCGAAACAAAGACUCACAGCGUGUUGUUAUGUACGCCUGACCCCAAAAAACGACAGACAUCGUUUUAUGUCCUAAAUGGCAACCUAUUCCUUACAUAGAGCCCUAUGGGCCCUGGGCAAAAGUAGUGCACUGUAUAGGGUGCCAUUUGGGACGAAGACGGGACCGAACUUCACUGUGAAGCACCUAUUUCCAACUGAAGAAGUUUUGUCUUAUUUGUCUGUCUGCUUCGUACUCCUCCAUAUAGAUCAUAUCAUUCGUAUUCAUUAUAUCCUUCACUGCCCGUAAUUGAUCCGAUAAAGGUCACACGAUACGGAUAAGUUCCUCAACAUUUCGUGGACCUAGGUGCUCAUUGUAUAGAUGCUGUAAUAAGUGUCUCUGUCAGUCAGACAGCUCGGUCUCCGCGUCAGUUUUUUUUUUUUUUUUUUUGAAAACCACGGGAUGCUACUGUGCAUUUCCCCUCCGUGCUGUGUGGCUCUUGAGCAAACAAAAACCCGUCCUUCUGACUCCACUAACACAGGAUAUGAUGUAUUCCAUUUCCUCUCAACGGGUGUCUUCUCGUCAAAGGGGGUCUCAGAGAAAAGCAGAUCAUCACAGUUAUCGACAGAGAAUCCUUCUGUGAGUCUAGACGUUGUCCCAAGUCUAUUGUUGGGCAGUGUGUUAUGAAACAGAUGUAUCCUCCCCAAGGGGCCCUUUUGAGAGGACAAGUAGGGUUAGACGGGUAGAUAGGUGGAGGUCUCUUUUUCUGACUCGUCACUGACAUGAACAAGGAUGAUGACAUGAUGGCCUCCUUGAACAAUUCAACCACCCAAUUCUCCAACAUGAAGUUGGACCUACCUCAUUACCUCCUCAUCGGGGUGUUUCUGCUCACCGUCCUGGUUUUCAUAGUGCUGGGGACUCUGUGGCUCAAAAAGUAUCGUUCCUUGGAGAGGACCAUUCGGGACCUGCGAGGAGGAAGGCCUCUGGGAAAUGUACUUUCCACUCCAGACUCCCCGCUCCUCUCUCCUGCUUCCCCCAGCCCGUACCCCGUCACCUUGACAGAGAAGCUGGGGAAAGAGGACCCUGAGGAGCAGACGUCACUACAGAGAAACAAGAACAGGUCUGUCACUAACAGACUGCUUUGGAGGCCACCGCAACAGGGUCCCCGCUUCACCAAGGCAGACCUCAGUCUGCUGCAGCUCAUCAAGGCAGGGAAGGAGGGAGUCUUCUACAAGGCCAGGAUGACACGGGGAACUUGCAAGGGACACGGCAUGUUCACCUGCAAGAUCACCAAAGAGGGUGUGACCCCUAAGCGUAUGGAGAUGGAGGUAUCCAUUAUGAGGAAGCUGGUGCACCACAAGAACAUUCUCCAGCUGCUGGACUGGAACACCACCGAGGAACCCUAUGUGUUGAUCAUGGAGUUUGUGAGCUACGGAACCCUGCGGCGCUUCCUUCAGACCCACAAAGACGAUCUGACCUCUGACCCUGAGCUACAGAGCUUGCUCACCAUCGCGUCCUAUCACAUCGCACUGGCCAUGGAACAUCUCCGAUCCAAAAUGGUGGUGCACUGUGACCUGGCCCUCAGGAACAUCAUGGUGAGCAGGUUUCCCUGGGAGGUAAAGGUGUCAGAGUUUGGUCUGGCCAGAGACCUGACCCGCAUGAAGAGCCGCCACAGCAGUCGCAGGAAACUCCCACGGGAACGUGUGCCACUACGCUGGUACCCCCCCGAGUACUUCAGAAUCAACUAUUACAGCUUCAAGGGGGACGUGUGGGCAUUUGGCAUCGUGCUGUGGGAGAUACAGACGUUUGGCACCUUACCAUACCAUGACUUGGAGACACCAGAGGCCGUCGUCUAUCACAUCUGUGCCGGUCUCAAGAACAAAGACCCCGAGGGCUGCAGGCCAGAGAUACUGCAGUUAAUGAGAAACUGCUGGAUGGAACCCUACACUUCCAGGCCCUCCUUCUCAGACAUAGUGAGAAUCCUGGAGGACAUCAUGGAGAAUGAUUCAGAUUACGUGGAUGUGGAGAACCCAAGACUUCUAGAAACGGGAGAGACGGAUAGCCACGACUCCAAAAGUGUCAAACGGUACAUCUCGACAACUCAGCUUUGAGAUGAUGCUGUAUCUAAACGGAACAUAUUCGAUACCUGGAAUUGAUAAUGAAGUCAACAAUGUGAAGCUACUAUCUCGUGGUCAUUUCAAAUCAUUUGAAAUGAGAUAUUCUGUUAAUUAUACAUUUUCUUAAUGGCGCUACUGCCACUUAUGUAAAUAAACUGUAAGAAGUAAUAAUGACUUGUGUAAUAUUUCAGGAAAUACAAUUUUUAUUCAUUACAACAACAAAAUGGGGGUUGUUUAAUAAUAACAGUGAUUUAUUGGCUGGGUCAUCUUGGACCAAGGACUAUUAGCACUCAAUGUCUGAAUCCAAAAUGGAACACUAUUCCCUAUAUAGUGCACUUCUUUUGAUUAGAGCCCUAUGGGGUAAGUAGUGCAUUAUAUAGGGAAUAGGGUGCCAUUUUGGGAAGUGCACAAUGACAAAAGUGGAAGUUCUUGUUGAGCAGCUUUGUACUCUUAACUGCACAAUGAAUUUCCCUGCUGGGACAAUAAAGUGUGAAUUCAA